UCGCCGUACACCGUCGCGUUAGCAGCCGAGCCACCACGCCUCUGUGUGCGCGCGAAUCGCGUCAAGAGAGCGCGUCCGCUUUGUGUCGUUUGCCGAUUGGUGCGUGGUGGUGCACCACUGACAGGUCACGUCCUUCGGCAUCGUGGUUUGUGAAGGUGUCGUCGGCUCUUUCAGUGACACCGGGUUCCAUCGUGUGGCUUUUGACGUCCCCGAAACUAAGUCGCCUUUCGAAAUUGACGCGUGGUCGCCGGUGUAUUCCUUGCCAACGCGGCUGCAGUUUAGCAAGUCCAGCGCGUCGCGCUCGGCCACAAGUUCCCGCAAGUGCUCUUUACCGCCUUUUUCAUUAUUCGGCACGGACAAUCCAAGAAACCGAAAGUGCUGUCGUCUUCGCCACGUGCUGGCUUCCAUAUUUCCAGCGCCUCUUCUCAGACGUGUGCACGCAUCCGGAUUUCCCCACGAUCGCUGGCCACCAGAAGGUUCUCCUCGGAAGUUUGGCUGAUCAAGUGUUUUGACUGGGUGUCGUUCUUCCUCUUCACUGUGCUUCCUCUGCAGCCGACGUGUGCUUGGUCUAGGCAAACCUCUUCUGUGUGGUGGCGGACGGGCCAGCGAGUGGUCGCACCUAGCUCUGUUAUUGUCUGCGCCUCUGUUUAGCGCGUCACCGGAGGCGUUGGAUUUUGGCGUGUCCUCUGAACAUCGCCUGCACGUUUCGCGCGACGAAACCGGUCCGUGCCUGAGGUAUCUCGUCCACUAAUUUUGUGUGCCGGUAUCGAGUGGAAGAGGUGGCCAUGGGUGCCUACUACGCGACGCCCGAGCUGACUCCCGAGCACGAGUUCGCCCCCGAGGUCGUAGGGGUCGAGCACCAGGACGGCACGCGUGUCGGAAUGGAUUCGGGGCCCAGCGCGGCGAGGCUGGACCUUCGGCAGAAGCGCGGAACCAACAUGGCCGACCAGGACGACCAACAGCUCAUCGGCUUCGACGACAGCCCCGUGGUGCUGCCGACCGAGCCGAAGAAGGGCGCAUCGCCGAGCGAGGCCGAGCGCAUCCUCAAUUCUCUGAACGCCGAGAAGAGCCAACUGGCGGCAGCCACCAAUGGCCACACCGACGAGGCGGCCACCACCAACGGACACCGCCACGACGCGCCGGAGAAGGCAGUCAAUGGCCACGCGCCCAAGGCUGAACACACCGAGACCGGUGAGCCGGUCUACACUGAAGUUCCGGAGGACAACAUCUACGAGGAAGUCAUACCUGUGCAAGAGCCCGAGGUAGUGCUUUCGCCGACUGUCCAGACUACCACGACGGAAAACGGCGCCACGGGCGUGCUUUACGAUGACUCUUCGCUGUCCAGCGAAGUGUCAGCGGAGCUGUCUCCACCUCCGUCCAAUGUCGGCGAUUGUGGCUCCAACGGCACAACCUUGUCUGACCCUGAAUGCGACGCUGCCAUGGCAGAAGCCUCGGCACCGGAGUCUCACGCCGACAUCCCUUUCGUCGUCGUCCAGGAGUCUACGCCUGUCGACUCGGAGCAGUCCAACGACGAACAAGCUGAAGACAGCGCGUCGGAACAGGCCGCCGACGAAGGGUGCAAAGCGGAGGCAACAGCCGCCGUUGAGGCAGCGAUCGAAGCGAGUGCCGAGGCGAUGGUUGGAGUCGAACCGCUGGUCAAGCCAGUGGUCCUGCCCGUCGAAAAGGACACUGCACCGACUUCGGAGGAACAGACAUGUGGUCAACAUCGCUGCACUGCUCAGCCGCCAGUGUUGGCUGCUAGUGCGGAGUCCUGUGCCCGGCUUGAUCACAUCGAAUCUGAGUUCACAAGAGUCGAUAACGUUCAGUUUGUGGAACCGGAGGACAUGGGACGUUGCUCGGUCGUCUCCGUCACUGAGACGGCACCGGAACGGGAGACCGCCGUUGAAGAGUGUCGCGGCAACGUUGACGUGGUGGUACACACCGAGGACAUUGUUUCCAGCAUUGAAGAAAUAACGCCGUCCACACAUGCCUCUCUCGUUGAACACGGACUGCAGCACGAGACUGAGGAGCCACUGCAGUGUCAAGACUUUCCUCAUGAGGCGGUGCUUGCUUGCUGUGAACCAGCGCAGGGUUCCGAGCCUCCCGCUGUACGACACGAGUCGCGGCCCUUGAAGCCGAGUGCUGCGGACAGCAUCGUGGCCCGCGAGAUCCGCGCCCAGAAGGAGCGAGAGGAGAUGAUCGCCCGCGAGCGGAAGCUCGCCCAGGAAGCAGCCAGGCUUAGCUCGACGGCGCUUGAAAAGGCGAUCUGUGACAGGACGGUGACACCGGAGACGCUCAAGCCUGCGCGACUCACCGUGUCUCAGCUGCCAACGGCAUCGCCGACCUCACCUUCCAGCAUGGUCUCUAGCCCCGCGCCAUUCCCGGCUCCCAUCGAGAAGCGGUUCACGUGCCCGUCGGACUCUAAGAUCGCUGAUGAGAUUCGGGAACUCCAGGAGCGCGAGGAGGAGCUGCGGGAGCUGCGGGAGCGCCUGCAUAUUCAGAGCAAUGACCACAGAUGCAGUGCGGGUGGCCUCAUCAACAACGAUGAUGCCGUCGUGGCAGCAAAUGGCGUGACCAGUCCACUUGCAUCCUUGACGUCCAGCAGUGGAUUGUCUAGGACCGUGAGCGUCGAGUCACUUCCUCCAAAUAGCUCGAUUCACACUCCCUUCGGGCCACGCAGGAAGGACAAGAUAACGGUGCGGCCACUCUCCGAUGGCACCGAAGAUAGCGUGCCAUCCCCGACUUUCGUGUCGCAUGGCGGUGAGUCUCCAAUCGAACGUGAGAUCCGGCUAGCACGAGACCGGGAAGAGGCAUUAAGGAAGGAGAAGGGGCUGCUGGGACAGCUGCAGGCGGAAGGAUUUGUGAAGAAGGGCGAAAUAGCGUCAUCCGCUUCGGUGAAGGGUGCGAAGGCUACUGUGGUGCUGCGCGGAAGCACGCAGAAGAUCCUAGCGACAUCUCGGAUCCAGCAGGAGAUAGAAGAACAGACGCAGCGCGAGAUGGCUCUUCGAGAGUCUGGGCACAUCCAGACCAUCUCCCAAGAGAGGACAGACUCCAAGGUGACCAGGAUAGGAAACGAAGCAAGCACUGCCGCGUGUCCUUCACCGUCACUCGCUUCUACUACGAGGAGAGUGCCGCCUUUCGAGUCGUCUCUUCCCAAUAUCGAGAUUUUCGAGAAGACUCCCGCCAUUGUCAUUCCCACCCGAGUCUGUUCCCCGACGGCGGCCCCCUGCGGCGUUGCUUCGGCUGUUGCCAAGGCAACCAACGGUCACGUGCACGCCAAUGGUCAUGCUACAGGAGCGAAAGUGUCGCCCGUGGCCAAUGUUCGCGGGGUGAGCAUGCAGAAAUUCCUCGCCAGUCGUGGCAAGGAGCUUGCCUUCACGAGUUCACCGCCACCUCAGAACGGCGAUAAGCUAGAGUACCGUGAGCUGAAGCCUCCGCAACUGCAGAAGGGGGCCAUCGAUGCCGUCCGCAAGGGCCUGGUUACUGCUGAGACCAAGAUCCAGGAGGAGAUGCGUGCCAUGAAGGAGCGCGAGGAGGAGCUGAGGCGCCAGCGCCUCCGACUGCUCGGGCAGUCCCAGCCCAACCUGAGCCUGUUUGAGGGAAGCACAGUAGCGGACGCAGACCACGCCACUGACGCCACAGAUGGACCCGCCUUGCAACAUGCUGGCAGUGAUGCGAGCCUUCUGGAACAGACCACUGUCAAUGACUCGUCAGAGGCCGCCAAUCAGGUGUCCAACACUUCCAGUGUCCCACGCCGCCGCAGUGCCCUCAUCGCACAGUGGGAGCAAAGGAUCCAGAGCACCGAUGUCGCCAAGUCGUAAAGAGAGAGAGAAAGAAAAGAAUUGCGAUGUUCUUUAAUAUACAUAUAUAUGUAUAAAUACUGAUAAUCUAUUUCUUUGCGCCCAGUACAGGUACUUUAGUUCAUUUCGCAUUCCCCUUAGUGAAGUCUUUUUGAAUGGGUGUCUUCGAGACGACGAUGCACCAGUGUCCCAAGUGACAUUUCUACACUAUGAGCUGGUCACCAGAGCAUAAUCUCGCUAGCGUUGAUCAUUUCAAAGAUCAGCUUGUGCAAGGAGUGGAAGGAAUAACGCUAGUAGAUAUGGAACGUCCUUGUGAUCAGCAAGAAUGUACUGAUGUGGUAGUUGGUUCGACAUAGUGCUAUUUUUUAUAGCAAGGGCAAAGCGCUAGACAACAGAAGAUAAAGGGCUGACUAUCACUUCAUAGUUAUUGUUGGAUUCUGAAAAGUACAUAAGCUGUAGUGACAGAGGUAAAGGAUAGAAUAUGAAAGGACACCAUUUCCGUAUUCAGCGUUACAGCAUAUGUGACACGUGCCUAUGCAAUAAAAUCGCUUCUAUCGUUUAAGGAAGUCGACUUUCUUUCCUGGCAGGAAAAUGAACACAACAGUGACGCACCUUUCGCCAAGUCCUGGAAUAUCUCAAUCUUGCAUCUAUGAUGUAUUACUUCAUGACUAGCACCGCGUUUAAGUCAAUAAAACUUUUAAGGCUUAAGAAGUCUUGAGUGUUAAGCCCCUGUGUUUACUGAAGUGCAGCAAUAUAUAUUUUAGCCAUGGGUGACAAGCUACUAAAGGAACUUUUGGAGCAUUCUAAAGUUGUGAGGACUUCUAACGUUGUUGAAAAUGUUGUAUGUUGUUAGAUUGUGAUGAAUCACAAUUGAAAAAACAGCAUGUGAUGUUCUCAACAGUUUCACUAAGCUUUCACCUGAUUAGUACUAAAACAUGAACAUCCAUUUCAAAAGUUUAAACCAUUUUUAGAGUUAGUGCUGCAUUCAUCAAAUUUUGGGGCGACUCAGAUUUGAUGAAGCUACUAUGCUGCGCUGAAGAUGCGACAGGCUGACGCAAGAAAUAACAGAGGCUAGAGAAACGACAGGACUUGGUGAUAGGUGCAUCAGUCUUGCAUUUGUUUAGUCUUCACAAAAGGAACUUGGACUGCUUUCUUAGGCGCAUGUAAUGUAUUCUGUUAGGCUCGAUGUAAAAAUGGGCCAUUUUGUAUGUCCCCCUUUCCCUUAGUGAUUAUGACUUACAUAUUAUGCAGAAUCCAAUAAUAGACACGAUUUUAUUGUCAACAUUCUCUGUUAUCUUGUCUGUUCUGUUGUCUCUUCCUUGCGCGGACAAUUAGCACUUUUAUAAUCCCUGUGUGUUUUUGUUUUUUUUGCUUUGAUACCGCAUUGCUGUGCACUUGGCAUGUGGUCUGUGCAGCUGCUGAAAACCAGAUGUGCAACAACAGUGAGGUAUUUGUCAAACUGUUGAUGCACUGCAACAUAUCUUGACAUUGCAAUAAAUGUCAGCGGCUGUGGUUUCGUAUGCUCUUGGGUAUACUGUAUACAGUCUUCUGUGCUCAAGAAAGAGCAAGAAUAACAUACCAAGUCUCUUAUUUGUAACAUAUUAUGCGUUUAUACCUGUGUAGGCUGGUAUAAGCUUGAAGUGCACUACUAGGACAGGAAUAGGAAAGCUAUUGCUAGUUGUUCACAACAUCAGAGGCAGAUGCAACUUUAAAAUACAGUAUUGUUUCUACAAUCAACACCUUGAGCGAUAGUGAAAUAGUACAAAACAACAGCAAUGCAUAAGGUACCAUGCCUACCUAAUUCUAAUUUGCCUCUGAAUGUAAUGCACGCGAAGUAUUAAGGGUCCAAAAUAAGCAAAUAAUGGCACCGAAGGCAUGCACUCCAUUUAUACACCAAGAAAAAUGUAGCGUGCCUCCAAUCUUUGCAAAAAGAAGAAAUUACUUUCACAGGAUGAAACUUUAUUCACACUUAAGGUACAUUGUUAUCACUUCAAUGGACCUCGACACAUUUCCGUCCAUGCCAUUCAUUGCAUUUGGUAUUUCUUGAAUGACUCCUCAACCAUCACGAAUGAGACCCAUGCGUUAACAAACGGCUUUGCCAGUUUGCCCGACAACGUAGGCAAGUGUUCAAUAUGCCAAAAACAAACAACACGCAGCUCUGGUGCCACCGGCUUAGCAUGUAAAACAACUUUUUUUAAGAGCCUUCGUAAAAAAAGUGGUGUAUUGUCAUUGCCAAGCCAAGCUAUAGGAAAGCAAGUUUUGUCGCCAUAUGGAUGGCUAUGGUGAUUGUUUGCGCUGACAGUAGUUUGCUGGCAAAGCUGCAAAUGUGGUUUCAUAUCCAAUUGAACACAAGCAUAUUUCGGACCUAUUUUGGGGGGAAAAGGUGCGCCUUUGAAUUGUGUAAAUAGGCUAUUUUCUAUGAGUUACUGCAGUACGAGUAGGUCGUGAGGAAAACUUGUGUGAAUCCAGUGGGAUUGUGACAAAUACUAAGAGAUGUUCUGUGUCCCUAACCAAUUUAUGAGAAAGAUGCCUAGGAUAUCUACAAUAUAUUUAUCCAGCAGUCAUUUUCUGUAGGAGACACUGCUGCAAGUGAACGUUGCUGCUUCUUUCCACAACACGCAAUGUUGGCGGAAGCUGCAUUUGGCAUUAAAGCCAGCCUGGUGGUGCAAACUUGUUGCAGGUGCCUUCCAGCAAUGUGCUCGCUUUGUUAUUUCCUGUCCGUGUUGAGAAUACUACUAUGGCUGUUUUGAAAGAGCCAGCCAAGGAUGAGCCUGGAAUUUGGAGAGCUUUAAAGUGGCCUACGUCACAAGCUCUCACCUUCUCUCUCUUCUUAUUUUUGAGGGGGGGAAGGGUAGUUAUAGUGCAGGCGUGCCUGGCCAUGACAAACUCCCAGCGGUCAAUGUGUACCCCACUGCACUCUAGGCAUGUUUCUGCUGGCGUCUCCAUGCUUUUGUUUUGUGCUCUCAUGGGAAUAGUAGAAUAGUAGAAGGUCGCUAGAUAUCAUUGCCACUACAAUAAUUCAAGUGCAUUAUUACUGAUAGUAUUCUUGAGUAUACUACGGCAGCUACACUAACAGAAGAGCAUGUUUAGCAAGUCUGCCUAAUGCCCGUUUCCAACUGUAAUGGCAAUGAUUUAUAUUCAUGAAUUCGCAUCGGCAACCAAAGAAAGGACUUUCACGAUUACGCAUGCAGCCAUCUCAUUGUUUCUAGAAGCAAGGUGUGUGAUAUUAUUCGAGGUUGAAGAUGCGUAUGAAAAAUCUGCACAAUGUGUUUCGUGUUUAUGAAAAAAAAAACGGUUAAUCGCAUGAAAAGUGAAUUUCUGAUAUAAAAUAAAGCUCCCCUACAUGCAGUGAUAAUUUUCUCUUGCUGGAAGCAUGAUCGAACAAGACUGGGUCCUAGCGAACCAUGAGUGCACAAUGAACAUAACACAGCUACGGAUAAAUGCCUUGCUCUAGCACAGAAAUGAAAAGGAACCUGGAAGGUGGUCGCAAUGUGCCUGCAAGAAUUUGAGUGCAAUUUAAUGUAUAAUGGUAGUUUUUCUAAAGGUACACUUUAAUGAGGCAUCUGUGGUGGCAUAUUAAUUGUGCUGCCACACUCGGCAACAAUUUAUGAACAUUGUCUGCAUCAUCACCAACAUGUCGGUGGCUCUGCCACACGAAAGCAACAAUUGUUGGAAUAUAUGAUGAGAACGUGUAUCCUGCUACUUUUUUGUUCCAUUGUUGUGACAGAGCUGCUGAUGACACCCUGUACAGACAGUAUUGACCUACUUGCUUACAUUGUGACAGUGUCCUAAUGGUAAUACCAUUAGGGAUUACGGGAACUGAGGUAUAGGAGCUGUAGUAUUACAGCUUCCAGAGGAGUUGCACCACCGGAGACAGCUUAUCUUUAGGAAUGGUUCGCCCACAGAUGGACAUAAUCAUCCAGCAUUACCCCUGUCUUCGUUGACAUGCUCUAGGUGCCACAGGUUAUGAAGACUGUGCACAACUCUUGUUCACCAAACUUUCUGCCUGGAGGUGCCAGUUUCAGCAAAGAGGGGUGAAAUACUGGCAAAGUCCUUGUGAAGCGCAAAUGCUUUCAGACUUCUUACAGGAUUCGUUGGAUCGUAUACCUGUGACAUAGCCUCUGAAGAUAGCAACUGGGUGUAUCAUUAAUCGCCUUGACAAAUGAGACCUUCAUAAAAGGCCCCUUGUGAUGCUUUGACUAGCCUUUUGCUUGUUCUGCUGGAUGAAGUUGAAUUGCAUCAAGCAGGACAUGACGCUUCUGUAGUUAAGCAUUAGCAUGAAGUCACUAAGUCGCAUUGUACUGAAUUAAGCCAUUUUUCUGUGACCAAGUGUACGUCAUUUGCCGCACCUGUCAUGUGCGUCUUUUUAGCACACCGAGUCAUCGAUUUUAUCUGCAGUUAUUCGGACUGUCCCCAGUGCCUACAUGCAGCAAGUGCAGAGCCAAGGUUGAUGCAGCGUCUCAGUUGUGGAUGUGUUGCUAACCACUCUAUUGACAACUGCUCUCAACUCGACUAAGACAGUGGAAAGUGGCCAAUUGCAGCCCUGUUUUUUACUCUUGUAUGUUUAGCUAUCUGUAAGAAUGGGCAGCUAGUUGUUAUUAACGAUCAGCGUUUUUAAUUUGCAGUCCUAAAUGCCUUUGAGAUUGUGUCAUAUAGUUGUAGAUGUACUUAAGUCUCCCUCUUCACACGCAGCUGCCGUUGCAGUGUUCCUUUGAUGUUGUUAUCGACAAGUGUGAUUAAUUACAGUCCAGCUUCUGGCUUUUUCUUGGUGCUUUGUGUAUGGCUGGAUUUGUUUUGUACUUAUUCGAAGGUGCUGCAUUUGUCACUUGUCAGAGAGAGUGGUAGCUAAGGAGACUUUCUGUUUUUUAACAUUUUGCUUAUGUAUGGGGGCGCUUUACUAACCGCGUGCCGCCAGUUUUAGUGAGUCAUAUAUUUUUAUAAACUUAAUAAAGGACUACACAAUGGA
This is a messenger RNA of Dermacentor andersoni, 8766 nucleotides long. RefSeq lists its product as uncharacterized. The record is from RefSeq and is a predicted model, not a curated record. NCBI's taxonomy places the organism in Eukaryota, Metazoa, Arthropoda, Arachnida, Ixodida, Ixodidae.